Molecule: messenger RNA, 3630 nt
Organism: Amoebophrya sp. A120
Lineage: Eukaryota; Dinophyceae; Syndiniales; Amoebophryaceae
Source: the annotation of a GenBank genome assembly
AUGCAAUUGUUUCACCGAAACAAAAACGCUGGAGGUAGUGUAGCAAGAACUUCUUCUUCAUCAUCCUCAUCUGCUACGGCCGCAAGGGCUGCUGUUGUCGGACUGACAGCGAACAAUACAGGCGUUUCACCAGUGAUCUGCGGGGCGAGUAGUUUUUGUGUUGUGAAUGAAGAUCGUGCUGCUCCGAAUGUGGCGUCUGCGCUGCAGGAGGAGAGUAGAGGCGGGAUUGUUCUUGAUCAUCUCGUUGUAGACGUUGUGCCAGAUAAUGAUAAAGAAGACACUCAUGCAGUAAAAAACGAGCCGCACCACAACUGCGAGGAGAUCACCAUAAACGACCCAGGUUUAAGAACAGCUUCAUUCCUUGGCAAAUCGUCAACCGUCGAAAUAAACAGUAAACCGCAGCUCCUCCUCCUCCCAGGUGGAGCACAACUACAACAGACGAAAGAGAACAAUAAGAUUGCCACGAAACUUCUGCGUGCCGGCCCGCAACAAGCCUCUGCCGCGCUGGGCCGCAUGUUUCUCCGCAGGAAGUACGAGAAAUUGCAUCAAGACGGUAGAAAUGAUGGAUGCUCUGUCGUACUACCGGCAGACGACGGGGCAAGUAGUCCCGAUGUUCUUGUCACAGAACCAGCAUCAGAAAAGCAAAAUACAAAAGCCAUAACCACGAUCGCCUCGUCCUCGUCGAAAAAACAGCGUGUGGUCCCCGAUCUGCGUUUACCGAAGCCGCGCAAAGUGUUCCUAGAGGACGUGGAUCCAGAGUUCGCGGCGACGCCAGCGAGCUCGAGCCGCUCGUUGAGCAAGGUAUCAAAUGUAAAAAUGUCUGGGUCUGGAAACUUGUGAUGCUGGGUGGCGUAUCAUCAGGAGGCCACAAGUGCUGUCUCAGCAUGACAAGUUUCUGAGCUUCUAGGUGUUGCCUAUUCUGCAUGACAGACUGCGUUUCUGCAUGACAGAAAAGUGGCGCUCUUGGGUAACGUGCAUGACAGCUUUGAGAGUCAUGCCAGACAAGCAUGACAAACAUACACUCUUCCAGACCCAGACACUUUUACACUUGAUACAUGGCGAGACUCGGCAAUAAAUUCAACGACUUCAAGAACUUGAUCUCGGAAAAGACACUGAAUGUGAGGAGCACAACUCUGGUGGUAAACAAGGCGAAAGAAAUCGCUGCGAGAAUACACGUGGGAAGAAGCGGUGGAGGUGGGCAGCAUCUCUUGUUGAAUUCGAAAAAAAAAGACGCAGAGGAGCAGGCACGACGAGAGCACGGCGGUGGACGGAAAAAGGCAUACGCCAUUCUAGAACAUCCUCGGAUGACCGAAGUGCGCCAACAAGACUACUCCGUGCUUUCGGGGGAGGAUCCUCCUGAUAGGGAACCGCACGACGAUUUUUGUUCUAGCACCAAACUGCAGUACCGGUACAACGGAAUAAGCGCGGUUUGUUCGAGAGGAAGAGAGAACGGCCUCGAAAAACAUAGUACUCAUUGCCAUUUUGACCGUGGUUCCAGCAGUGCAAUGCCUCCCGAUAUGAAAAAGCAGGCCCCUCGUCAAGAAAUAAACUCGCCGCGGCCUUCAGGAAAAAUAUUAAACACCGAGGACCCAGAAGCCGAAAAGAAUUUCACUCUUUCCCAAGCCUCCCGGACGCAAGAGUUUUGGGUUUUUGUCACGACGAACGGCGUUUCCGGGGGCUGUCUCGCGUGUAUUUUGAUUCACCUCGAUUCUAUCCUCUUCCCGUUUCGCGGGGAGCUUCUUACCUACUUUUACGCCACCAUGUCGGUCAAUGCUGGGUUGUCCGCGGUCUUUGUGUCCACCGCGUUAGACUACCAGAAGUUUUCCAUGCUGCAGAUCUGCGCGCAACACAAUUUUCUGAUGGUCUGCUGCUUCUUCGGCUUGGCGUUUUUGCUCAAAUUGUACUUUGAUCAAAUCGAGGAAGACAAUCUGGACUACUUGGUGGAGCAGGAGGAAAAUUUGUUCCCAGAAAAAGCCCAUGGCCGCGUUGAAGACAGUAAUAAUUUGCUGCAGCUCCGGGGGCUACUCACUAUGCGAUCACGUGAAGAGGACAUAACAAGAUCUACCAUCCGAGGGCGGGCGCUGUUUGCCGAGGCCAGUAGUUCGACAGCAAGUAAUAUUAAAAAGGAUUUCGGUUAUAAUUUGAACGCGAGAACGAUCGACCUCGAGGAACAGCACCACCACAUUCCCACCGACGUCAUUCUCGCGCACGCAGCCAGGACCUCCAAAGUCGGUUCUUUAUCGCCGGGUGCCAGCAGCUCAAUCGGCCGCGACGCCGGGGGAGGGGAAGAAGUGUUCAGUAAUAUGUCGCGGCCCGAGAACGCCAACAACAAGCCUGCGGACGCCCCCGCAUCGGAAUCUACUUCGACGACCUUUUUACUGAACAGUUUUCUCCUUUUUAUCGGCAUGAUUACUGGCUGGACGGCGGGCUACACCAUGGUGAUCCAGGCGUUCGCGUACGCAAACCAGUUCGGCUAUGGAAGCGUCAGGACCGAAAUCAACAAAAUCGAAAUAACUUGUGAUGCAUAAAAUCGAUACCAGUUGGAGCAUCAGUUUUCAAGUGGCGCAUAACAAAUUUCGGCAGGACGACCAAAAUCCAGUCCGUCAUGCUGUUUGGGCAAAGAACACUGCUCCUGUCAUGCUACUCGGGCAGCACAUCGCCUUCCCCCAAACAGGCCUGCAAUCGGUCUGCGUUGCCUCCUCCCCAACACAGGCCAUACGUGCCCUACAUUUUAUGCAUCACCAACUAUUUCGAUUUUAUUGAUUUCGAUCCUGACACUCCCAUACCGGCCGCAAGCAUUUGGGGAACAUCAGUUCCGUGGCGAAGUCCAUCAUGGUUGUAUCAAAAGGAAAAAUCCCCCCUCCCCAUAUCGAAAUGGAAAUCUGUGAUGCGGGACUUGUGUACACAAAUCGGCUUUGUCUUGCAGUAAAAGACUGCAGGCAGAUACAAAGCCGGAAUAGGGGCGUUUUGGUGUAGGCGCCUAGCAAGGCAGGCAUAUUCUCCGGAGGCCAUAAAGCAUUACAAAAUGCCUGCAGAGCGCGGCGGGGUUUUUGGAUUUGCCUUCUUGCAAUACAGAGACGAUUUGUGGUCUCAAAUCAGCAUCGCAAACUUUCGGAAGUAUCCCGUUUUGGUAUGGGGAGGGAAGAUCUUUCCUCGCAAUAGGUUGUGCACUCCGCGAUCUUUCCGACGCUGCUGUCCGUUUUGCAUUCGUAUUUCGAGAAGAACUAUAUCUACGCUCUGUCGUUUCUGAACUUGUACCCAAUUUUUGCUUUCGCUUUCGCCUUGUAUUGUGCCAUGAUGAAGGAAUAACUGAAGAACGGAACUACAACUGCUUUGGUUGCGCAUGUUAUCAACACCAGCGCGAAGAAAAUCAAAAUGAAUGGGAUGUUGAUUUAUCUAAAAAUCGUUCCUGUAAGGUGCUGUGUCUUGUAACUGCUACUGCAUGGUUGUUCUUUUUCUAGAUGCACGGUCCGUUGUUGCGCAGAAAAGAUAUCACUGGUGGUGCAAUGUGUCGCAGCACGAUAGUUGUAUGGAAACGAAUUUCAUGGUAGCUCAAGAUCUCUCGUCGCCCACGGUCGUCGUUGAAAACACGUUCUCUGGUGAUUAGUGCCACCUCUGUUCUAUUGCCAG